UUUAAAACCCAUUUUUGUAAAUAUUAUCAUUAUUAUUAGUUGAUUGAUGAUGGCAAGAUUGAUAAUUCCAUGCAAAGGUUCAAGCUUUCAGAGGACUUGUCUCUUGGGUUUGAUUUCAUCUGCUCAUCUUCAAGCAAUUGGCCUUGUCCCGUCAGUAAAAUUUUCAAACACUAUCUCCAAGUAUAGACAGUAUCAUAGUUCACAGCAGAUUAUACAUAGGAGUAGCAGACUUCAAUACUAUUCUUUACCGAGGAAAAAUCCAACAAGUAGGAUCCUUGUUCGUUCCGUGGCAACACAACCUGCACCAAAGUCAGUUGAAGAAUCGAAAAUGGACGCCCCUAAAGAAAUCUUUCUAAAAGAUUAUAAAGUACCUGACUACUACUUUGAUACGGUGGAUCUAUCCUUCACGCUGGGGGAGGAGGAAACAAUUGUGUCUGCAAAAAUCAGCGUUGUUCCGAGAAUUGAUGGUGCCGCCUCUCCAUUAGUCUUGGAUGGGGUUGAUCUCAAGCUGAUUUCUGUUAAAAUUAAUGGCGAUCAUGUGAAGGAGGGAGAUUUCCACCUGGAUUCACGCCAUCUUAUUCUCACUUCACCACCAAGUGGGAACUUCAUUUUGGAAACAGUCACUGAGAUUGAGCCUCAAAUGAACACCUCACUAGAGGGCCUUUACAAGUCUUCUGGUAAUUUCUGCACACAAUGUGAAGCAGAAGGUUUUCGAAAGAUAACAUUUUACCAGGAUCGUCCUGAUAUUAUGGCAAAAUAUACUUGUCGUAUCGAGGCUGACAAGUCACUGUACCCUGUGUUGUUGUCAAAUGGAAACCUCAUUGAUCAAGGCGACCUAGAGGGUGGGAAGCAUUUUGCCAUUUGGGAGGAUCCCUUCAAGAAGCCAUGCUAUCUCUUUGCCUUAGUUGCAGGACAGCUGGAGAGCCGAGAUGACACAUUCACUACCUGCUCAGGUCGUGAAGUGGCAUUGAGAAUUUGGGUCCCCGCACAGGAUUUGCCAAAAACGGAACAUGCUAUGUAUUCUCUCAAAGCAGCCAUGAAGUGGGACGAAGAUGUCUUUGGUCGUGAAUACGAUCUUGAUAUCUUUAAUAUUGUGUCUGUUCCAGAUUUCAACAUGGGAGCCAUGGAAAACAAGAGCUUAAACAUCUUCAAUUCCAAGCUUGUUUUGGCAUCGCCAGAAACCGCUACAGAUGCCGAUUAUGCUGCAAUUCUGGGUGUCAUAGGUCACGAGUACUUCCAUAACUGGACUGGCAACAGAGUGACAUGUCGGGACUGGUUCCAAUUGAGUUUGAAGGAAGGUCUAACCGUUUUUCGUGACCAAGAGUUUUCUUCUGAUUUGGGAAGCCGCUCAGUCAAGCGAAUUGGUGACGUUUCAAAGCUCCGUAUUUACCAAUUUUCACAGGAUGCAGGUCCAAUGGCUCACCCUGUUAGGCCCCACUCUUACAUUAAGAUGGACAACUUCUAUACAGUGACGGUGUAUGAAAAAGGAGCUGAAGUUGUGCGCAUGUACAAAACAUUAUUGGGAAGUGAAGGAUUCAGAAAGGGUACCGAUUUGUAUUUUCAAAGACACGAUGGGCAAGCUGUAACUUGUGAAGAUUUCUUUGCUGCUAUGCGAGAUGCUAAUGAUGCAGAUUUUGCUAAUUUCUUGUUAUGGUAUUCACAAGCUGGGACUCCUAUUGUGAAGGUUACAUCUUCUUACAAUGCUGAGGCUCAUACCUUUUCUCUGAAAUUUAGUCAAACGGUGCCGCCUACGCCUGGUCAACCCAUUAAAGAGCCGAUGUUUAUUCCGGUGGCUGCAGGGCUUCUUGAUUCAAAUGGAAAAGAUAUGCCUUUAUCAUCUGUUUACCAUGAUGGGACGUUACAGUCCAUUUCAUGUGGCGGUCAGCCUGUUUACACUACCGUUCUCAGGGUUACAAAGGAUGAAGAAGAAUUUGUGUUCUCUGAUGUGCUUGAGAAACCUAUUCCAUCUCUCUUACGGGGUUAUAGUGCUCCGAUUCGCCUACACUCCGAUCUCACAGAGAAUGAUUUAUUUUUCCUUCUAGCUCAUGAUUCAGAUGAGUUCAAUCGCUGGGAGGCUGGACAAAUAUUGGCUAGGAAAUUGAUGCUUAGCCAAGUUGUUAAUUUCCAGAAAGAUAAACCGUUGGUUCUCGAUCCACAGUUUGUGCAUGGUAUUAAAUGCAUUCUUACGGAUUCAAGUCUUGACAAGGAAUUUAUUGCAAAAGCAAUCACUCUUCCGAGUGAAGGUGAAAUUAUGGACAUGAUGGAAGUAGCUGACCCUGAUGCAGUGCAUGCUGUUCGAUCUUUUAUUAGAAAGCAGCUUGCUUCUGAAUUGAAGCAAGAGUUCUUACAUCUGGUGAAAGAGAAUAGGAGCUCGGCGAAGUAUGAGUUUAAUCACACAAAUAUGGCAAGACGUGCUUUAAAGAACACUGCCCUUGCUUAUCUUGCAUCACUUGAAGAUCAAGAAAUCACCGAGCUUGUGUUGCAUGAAUACAAAACUGCCACAAAUAUGACAGAUCAGUUUUCAGCUCUGGCCGCCAUUGCCCAGAAACCGGGUAAAGCCCGAGAUGAUGCUUUGGAAGAUUUCUACAACCAAUGGCAGGAUGACUACUUGGUGGUUAACAAGUGGUUUGCGCUUCAAUCUACAUCGGAUAUUCCUGGGAAUGUGGAGAAUGUUCAGAAACUUUUGAGCCAUCAAGCAUUUGAUCUUAAAAAUCCCAACAAGGUCUACGCACUGAUUGGAGGAUUUUGUGCUUCUCCGGUAAAUUUCCAUGCAAAAGAUGGUUCGGGCUACAAGUUCUUAGGAGAUCUUGUGGUGAAACUGGACAAACUGAACCCUCAGGUGGCCUCUCGGAUGGUAUCAGCCUUUUCAAGGUGGAAGCGGUAUGAUGAAGCCCGACAAAACCUUGCCAAGGCACAACUGGAAGUGAUCGUGUCCUGUAAUGGGCUCUCGGAGAAUGUAUAUGAGAUUGCCUCAAAGAGUUUGGCUGUUUAGAAAGUGUCUUUUCUUUCUAUCGACGAGAGAGUCAAAGUUGAGAUCCUAUACAAGUGAAAUAAAAGUUGUUUUAGUUAUUAUGUACUAGUAUAUUGGCCAGAAACGGCAAGAACUUCAAUAAUUUUACAACUUUUUUCUGUCGACUCAAUUGAUGGAGACUUUCAGGUGAAAAACAAUUCACUUUUUCUCUUAAAGUUAUUACGUUGCAAAUUUGGAAAA
Molecule: messenger RNA, 3211 nt
Organism: Erigeron canadensis
Lineage: Eukaryota; Viridiplantae; Streptophyta; Magnoliopsida; Asterales; Asteraceae
Product: puromycin-sensitive aminopeptidase
Exons: 31
Coding region: 47-2992 (981 amino acids)
Biological process (GO): proteolysis
Cellular component (GO): chloroplast
Molecular function (GO): zinc ion binding; metallopeptidase activity
Source: RefSeq, a predicted model, not a curated record